Messenger RNA from Dipodomys ordii (Ord's kangaroo rat), 2498 nucleotides. It is a transcript of the gene Htr4, whose product is annotated as 5-hydroxytryptamine (serotonin) receptor 4, G protein-coupled. NCBI's taxonomy places the organism in Eukaryota, Metazoa, Chordata, Mammalia, Rodentia, Heteromyidae. The coding region runs from base 1 to 2361 and encodes 786 amino acids. Gene Ontology annotation, biological process: chemical synaptic transmission; adenylate cyclase-activating adrenergic receptor signaling pathway; regulation of appetite. Gene Ontology annotation, molecular function: G protein-coupled serotonin receptor activity. The transcript is spliced from 14 exons. Gene Ontology annotation, cellular component: plasma membrane. The record is from RefSeq and is a predicted model, not a curated record.
AUGAAGAAAAAUGGAGUUAUUAUCAUUUUAACAGUGAUGUUCUGCCAGGGCCUGGACUCCAGCCAAAAGGAGAUUGACUCAGAAGCAGGGUCUGCAGCAGUAUUAGUAUCUGAUAUAUGUGAUAACAAGGAUGAUGAAGAUGAUGAUGAUGAAGAUGAAGAUGUUGAUGAUGAACACAAAGAUGAUAAAAUGGCCUUCCAGGAUGCGGAUUGGGAAGCCCAGAUAACAGGAGUUCCUUUUCCUACACUUACGGAGGGUGCAGUCCAAGAGGCUGGCGAGCUAAAGGUGGCCCAGGAUUCUCUUAGGCUGAUGGGCAAUUGCCAGAGUCUCCUCACCAGUCAGCCUCACAAUCAUGAGGAUGAGCAACGGAUACUCUUUGUAAACCUGCGUUGCUGUGCUAAGAUGCACCACCAUUCACAAACAGAAAAGGGGUUGAGAGGAGAGCUGCUCCGUUCCCAUGGGAACCUAAAGAAGGAUGUUCCCCGAUUUCUCAACCUUCAGGGUGCAAUCACAGGAAAAUGGACCAUAAGGGUGUUUUAUGACCCAAGCAGCCUUCUGGAUCAGAAGAUACUAGAAGUUGUAAAACUCACACAAAGCCAGGCUUUGUUAUCAGCAGAAGGCUUCCAGCUACCUCAUGCCUCUCCCACGUGCUUCUCCAUUUCUCUAUUCCACUUUCCGGAGCCCAUCUGGGGCGGAGGAUGGAAUAAAUGGAAUCAGGAUCUGAAUGCCUGGGGUCCAGCUGCAAUGCAUGGAGGUUUCCUCCAAGGCCACACCUGCUCCUCUGGGAAGGACUGUGGCCAGCCCUCUUUAUCUUGGAACCAGGUUGAUCCAGUUUCCACUGCUCUGAGCCCAGGAAGUGGGGACCCUGAGAGGUUGGCCGAGUUGCCCAAGGUCACCCAGGAGCCCGCAGUGAGGCUGGCACCCUGCCCCCAUGGCAUGGGCAGCGCCGGGGCCGGCAGCGAGACCACGUGCUGGCCUGCCCACAGAGGAAGUGAAUCUGGGCAGAGGUCUGAAAUGAGGGGAGGAGCAUGUUCAGACACACAUGACAGCAGAGAGAUCCAGAUGGGUUGGGAGAUUCAAGACCAGACGGCUCAGAUGAGAGAACAGAGCCUGACUGCUGCUGAUUCCUCAUCGAGACCUGGGAACGCAAUGCCUGGUGGGCAGAGAGUGGACCACAUGCGGUUCUUCAUGGUUUUUUGUAUGCUCUUUUCUUCCAGUUCCAAGGAGGGCUUCGGGUCAGUGGAGAAGGUGGUGCUGCUCACAUUUCUUUCGGCAGUCAUCCUGAUGGCCAUCCUGGGAAACCUGCUGGUGAUGGUGGCUGUGUGCCGGGACCGGCAGCUCAGGAAAAUAAAAACCAAUUAUUUCAUUGUAUCUCUUGCCUUUGCGGAUCUGCUGGUGUCGGUGCUGGUGAUGCCCUUUGGUGCCAUUGAGCUUGUCCAAGACAUCUGGAUUUAUGGGGAGAUGUUUUGCCUCGUCCGGACAUCUCUCGACGUCCUGCUCACAACAGCAUCCAUUUUUCACCUAUGCUGCAUUUCUUUGGAUAGGUAUUAUGCCAUCUGCUGCCAACCUCUGGUUUACAGGAACAAGAUGACCCCUCUGCGCAUCGCAUUAAUGCUGGGAGGCUGCUGGCUCAUCCCCACGUUCAUCUCUUUUCUCCCUAUAAUGCAAGGCUGGAAUAAUAUUGGCAUAGUUGACUUGAUAGAGAAAAGGAAGUUCAACCACAACUCUAACUCUACAUACUGUGUCUUCAUGGUCAACAAACCCUACGCCAUCACCUGCUCUGUGGUGGCCUUCUACAUACCCUUCCUCCUCAUGGUGCUGGCCUAUUACCGCAUCUAUGUCACGGCCAAGGAGCACGCACGCCAGAUCCAGAUGCUGCAGCGUGCCGGAGGGGCCCCUUCGGAAGGCAGGGCCCAGCCUGCGGACCAGCAAAGCACCCACCGCAUGCGGACAGAGACCAAAGCAGCCAAGACCCUGUGCAUCAUCAUGGGCUGCUUCUGCCUCUGCUGGGCUCCGUUCUUUGUCACCAAUAUCGUGGAUCCUUUCAUAGACUACACUGUCCCUGGGCAGGUGUGGACCGCUUUCCUCUGGCUCGGCUAUAUCAAUUCUGGAUUGAACCCCUUUCUCUACGCCUUCUUGAAUAAGUCUUUUCGACGUGCCUUCCUCAUCAUCCUCUGCUGUGAUGAUGAACGCUACAGAAGACCUUCCAUUCUGGGCCAGACCAUCCCCUGUUCUACUACAACCAUUAAUGGUUCCACACAUGUACUAAGGGAUGCAGUGGAGUGUGGUGGUCAGUGGGAGAAUCAGUGCCAUCCCCCAGCAACAUCUCCUUUGGUGGCUGCUCAGCCCAGUGACACUUAGGCCCCGGGGACAAUGACCCAGAAGACAUCUGUGGCUCUGAGAGAGAGAGCUAGAUCCUCUAGGAUGCUGCUUGUGCCUGAUUGCACCUGGCAUUCUCCUCAUCACUCAAGGCUUUGAUCAGCUGGUGCAGGCACCUG